AUGACCCCGACAUUCCGUCUCCUCCACAUCGCCACCUCCACCCUCCAGUCCUUCCCCAUCGGCCAGUCGCCGCCCUACCUCGCCCUCUCCCACGCCUGGUCCGACCGCAACUUCCCAGCCCGCCUCCCCUUAGGCCCGUCCUUUGGCUGCCUCGCCAUCCAGCAGACCCUCCGCCAGCGCACCGCUCUCGCCCACAUUCGCCACUGCUGGAUCGACCUCUUUUGCAUCCUCCAAGACUCAGACGAGGAUGUGUGCGCACAGAUCCCCCUCAUGGGCCGCAUCUACAGCGACGCCGCCGCCGUCCUCGUCCUCCUCACCAGCACCCUCGGCAUCUCGCAGACGCACGUCGAUCGCGGCGUCGCGCACCUCGCGCCCGCCCUCGCCGUCUGGCGCGCCGAGACGUGGACCGACGACGCCGUGCGCCGCCACUGGACGCGCGGUGACGGCCGCGCCGCGCUCCAGCACGCCAUGGAUGUCCUCGCGCGCUUCGCCGACGCCACCUGGGGCACGCGCGUCUGGACCCUGCAGGAGUACCUCCUCGCGGGGGACCUGGUCUGGAUCGGCGCCGACCUCACACCGAUAUCCAUCCCCGAUGAGCUCUUCGUCGCCAUACCCCGUCUGUGCGAGGAGCUGGACAUUGCCGAGUGUGCCCGCCGCGGCGACCCGGCGACGAGCAGGUAUGAGCUGCUCUUUUCGCACUUUGCAGGCAUGGCGGCGCGCCGCAUCCACGCCACGGACCGCACCCGCGUCAUGGAGAUGCUCGGCAACCGCGCCGCGUCCUUCCCCGUCGACGAAGUGUACGGCGCCAUGGCCGUAUCGACGGUGGAGAUUGGCGUCCGCCCGCGGGAGACGCGCGAGAGCGCGUGGAAGCGGUGGACCGAGGCGGCGCUUGCGGCUGGUCAUGUGCGCUGGCUCCUGCUGCCGCUGGCCAUGCGUACGGCGGCGGGCGUGACUGCGUGCGCCGAGGUGCUCUGUGCGAAACGCCAUCUGCUGUCGUCUGCCUCGGGGCUGGACACCGUCUCGCCGUACGGUCCGGUGACGGUGUCUGACGGCACCGUGUCCAUGACCGCGCGACCGAUUGGAUCUUGCACCGUCCUCCGGCCGCUCGGCCCCGUGCAUCGGAGCCACCACGGGUGGGUGCACCGCGACCUGACCCUCAUUCUCUACGCCCAGGGCCGCUGGUUUGCCGCCGUCGACGUCGCCGUCGCCUUUGGCGCCGGGCGCUACUCCCCCAAGCAGCUGCUCAUGAUUGCGCAGAUCCUCGUCCACAACUACGACCGCGCGCUGCGGUGUAUCCAGCACCGCGCCGAGGCCACAUUCCAGCUUACACUCCCGUCGGCGCGAUAUGAGCGCGUGUGGGCCGACUGGAUGCAGCUGCAGGCGCAGUGCGUCAUGGACGCGCUCAACUUUGGAUGCGCGCAUCUGCUCCGCGUGCGUCCCGCCGCAGCGCAGGCCUCGUUUCUGACCGUGCUCGUCACCGACGGGCGCGCGCCGGACGGGACGCUCGUGGCGUUUGAGUGCAACGCGCGCGGAGCGGAUGGGCGGCAUAAACUCCUGAUCGGCGAGACGCCGGCUAAAGAGCCCAGCGGCGCACAAGCGCUGUGGCACAAAGCCGGCGUCACGAUCUCCGUAGGGGAAGACCAUGCAGAGGGAUGGGAUGCCAUCCCUCUGGUCGAGAUUCGUAUUGGGGGGGCGCGGUGUCAGGUGUGCAAGCGAGCUGCUGCUCCCAACACCGAAGCGCAGAUGCCUAGCCAGACGCGCAGCCCGACAGGAGAUGACGCGGGUCGUCGGCGGUGGCGGAAGCGCCGCAGAGAGGAGGCGCGUCGACGGAACAUCAAAGUUAUCAGGUCCAGACUGAAACAACGUGCACCGGCGCGACGACGCUAUAUUCUACUGAAAGAACUCGAGGUCACGGUUGGGGAAGUGUUGUAG
Cordyceps militaris CM01 is the source of this 1932-nucleotide messenger RNA. RefSeq names its product Heterokaryon incompatibility. Bases 1 to 1932 code for a protein of 643 amino acids. The transcript has a single exon. NCBI's taxonomy places the organism in Eukaryota, Fungi, Ascomycota, Sordariomycetes, Hypocreales, Cordycipitaceae. The record is from RefSeq and is a predicted model, not a curated record.